This is a messenger RNA of Styela clava, 813 nucleotides long. NCBI's taxonomy places the organism in Eukaryota, Metazoa, Chordata, Ascidiacea, Stolidobranchia, Styelidae. The record is from RefSeq and is a predicted model, not a curated record.
AUGGAGAACUGUUUAGUGAGAAACUUUUAUAGAGCAACAUUAUCAAUGGCAUCUCAUAAAUCGGAGAUGACAUCAUCUAAUAAUGACAUCAUAUCACCAGAAUUCGUUGCUACGAGCAUAACUAUUUUUGCUGUAGUAUUUUCGAGUUACGUCACCUAUUACGUCAUCAAAAGAAUAUGGAGAAUAGUAUACUACCUCUAUGAUUUAAUAUUUCUUCCAUACGAGUUAAUAAGACCAUUGGGGUCCGUUGGGUAUACCAAUCCUGAAUCUUACGAAAUGACUCAACGACAAAUCGUGAACCUCGUACGAAGGAGGCGGAAACAGGGUCUUGAAAUUCCACCAGUCUAUCCGAACGGAUGGUUUCGUAUCAUGGAUUCAAGAUUCUUAAAGAAGGGCGAAGUGAAGCAAGUCACUGCAAUGGGUGAAAACUUAAUUGCUUUCCGUGGCAAAUCUGGCAACGUAUCAGUGAUGGACGCCUAUUGUACCCAUAUGGGAGCAAAUCUUGGAGUUGGGGGCCGCGUGUCAGGAGAUUGUAUCCAGUGCCCGUUCCAUGGCUGGAAGUUCAACAUGGAAGGGAAAUGCGUCGAAGUGCCCUACUCAGAUAAAUUGCCAAAGAAUGGAGAUAUGAAGACCUGGCACUCACGAGAAAUGAACGGUAAUAUAUAUGUCUGGUAUCACUGUGACGGGACAGACCCGGAGUGGGAAAUGCCCUCUGUACCGCAAGUCGACAAGCAACAGUAUGCUUAUGCAGGCCGAAUAGAGCAUCAUAUCAACACACAUAUACAGGUAAAUAGAGUUGAAUACGCGUUUUAG